AUGGGAUCUAAUCAUCUUUCUCUCCUUUGGGUGUUCCUCAUUCUCUUAUCAUUACCAUCAAGAUUAGUACUCACUGAAGGUCAAGGGAUUAAAUCCACAAGACUCCUUGAUCUCGUGAUUCGAGAUUACACAUUCAAGUCAUACAGCAAGUACUUCAAAACAGGCACACCAUACAAUAUCAACUUGCCAUCAAAUCUCACCGGCAUUAUGGUUUAUACUUCAAGAUACCGCUGUGGAAGCCUCAAGAGGUAUGGUGCAAACAUCAAAGAAUUUCACUUGAAAGUUGGUGUGGAUGUUCAUCCUUGUAUAGAAAGGAUCCUUAUAGUAACACAAAACCUAGGAAACAAUUGGUCAAACAUUUACUAUGACAACUAUGAUCAGUUACUAGGUUAUCAACUAGUGUCACCUGUAUUAGGUUUACUAGCUUACAACUCCGGUGACGAUUCAGACUUGAACACCCAAUUUGAGGUUAAAAUUCAGUCCCCAGAUAAGUCCGGAAUUCAAAUUGAUUUCACUAAUUAUACAUCGUAUGGGAACUCGACUUUAGAUGGGAGGAUAAAGAUGUGUGCAACAUUUGGAGGUGAUGGGAAGGUGACACUAGAAAAAGAGGUUGCACCCAACAUUUGUGGUGCCACAACCCAUGGGCAUUUCGGGUUGGUGGUGCAGUCACCAUUGUUGCCGGUGAGGAAGAAAAUGCGGCGGUGGACGGUUGCGUUUGGAUGCUCAGUUGGGGCUGCAAUCGCGGUUUUUCUGGUGGGGUUGCUUUUGAUUGCCAUGUUUAUGAAGGUAAAGAAGAAGGCAAGAUUGGAGGAGAUGGAAAGAAGAGCUUAUGAAGAAGAAGCACUUCAAGUGUCAAUGGUGGGACAUGUGAUUAGGGUUCAUACUGCUUCUUCCACAAGAACUGCUCCAAGAAUUGAGCAAACUCUUAGACCUCCCCGUUAA
Lactuca virosa is the source of this 942-nucleotide messenger RNA. The record is from the annotation of a GenBank genome assembly. NCBI's taxonomy places the organism in Eukaryota, Viridiplantae, Streptophyta, Magnoliopsida, Asterales, Asteraceae.